Plectropomus leopardus (leopard coralgrouper) is the source of this 7922-nucleotide messenger RNA. It is a transcript of the gene tnrc6bb.1, whose product is annotated as trinucleotide repeat containing adaptor 6Bb.1. The record is from RefSeq and is a predicted model, not a curated record. Gene Ontology annotation, biological process: positive regulation of nuclear-transcribed mRNA poly(A) tail shortening; miRNA-mediated post-transcriptional gene silencing. Gene Ontology annotation, cellular component: P-body; nucleoplasm. Lineage: Eukaryota; Metazoa; Chordata; Actinopteri; Perciformes; Serranidae. Gene Ontology annotation, molecular function: nucleic acid binding.
UAGUAAACUAACCGAUCAUACAGCGUCUGACAGUCAUCAAGGGGUUAUGCAUGUUUUGUUUACAGCCUGAGAACUAUAGUCGCUCAAAAAGGAUACUCGCCUUUCCUCGUUUUUUUCUACGAUUAACAUUUCGCCUUUCGGUGAUGUCAUUUCUUAUUCAAUUUAGCCUUGAAAGCCUCGAAGAACUAGCUCGCUAGGCUAGCUGCCUUGCUAGCCUGCUAGCGGUAGGUCUACAAGAAUUUUUGCACAGAAGCACUUUAUGUCCUAUGUGAUUCCCGAGACAGGAGAAUCAGAAAAGGGAACAGUAGUUCAUGGAAGACAAGAAAAAGAAGAAAGAAGAUAAAAAGAAAAGGGAAACCUCUCAGAAGGUGCCAGAACAGAAAAUCAAAGUGCCAGAAUCAGCCAAGCCCUCGUCCUCCCAGCCGCUCGCCACCCCAGGCUCAGUGUCCCCCAGCCCUGGCCCUGUCGCCCCCUCAUCCCCCAGUCCUGGUGCAGCCGGGGUUUGUGCACAAGUUCCUCCUGGUGGCGGGAACAAUGCAAAGCAGCGGACUGCUGUGGCCAACGGACAGCCCUCCUCCUCCUCUUCCCCCUCUGGAAGCCAGACCUCCCAGCAGCAGCGAUACAUGUCCAGAGAGGUUCCACCGAGAUUUCGCUGCCAGCAGGACCAUAAAGUGCUACUGAAGAGGGGCCAGCCACCGCUGUCCUCCAUGCUGCUGGGGGGAGGCGGAGGGGAAGGGGGCGCAGGAGGAGUUGGAGGAGGGAGUGGCUGGGCAGCCGCCCCAUCUCUUUCCUCACAGGGAGGAGAUAGCCCCAAUGCAAACACAGCUGGAGGCACAGAUUCCAACCUGGGUUCAUCCUCCGCUUCACCCCCAAACUCCUCUUCAUCCUCAUUAUGUGUCGCUGCUCUGUCGUCUUCUUCUACUACUACUACUUCAACUUAUGCAAAUUCCACAUGGGGGGCAGGCUCUGGCAGCCAGUCCUCUUCUCAGGGCUGCGGGAAGGUGAUUGUGGAUGGGACUGACCUGGGGGAUUGGCCUAGCAUCCUAGGAGGGGCCAAAUCGAGCUCUGACGGGGCUGGAGGAGGAGGAGGAGGAGGAUCGCAGGAGCAAGACUGCCCUGGUAACAACAACAACAGUAGUGCCUCAUGGAGUGAGAGAAACAUCCAGCAGAAAGGAGGAGCAGUAGGAGGAGGAGCAGGGAACAUGGACAAUCCUUCCUCACCUCGUUCUUCUCCUCUUUCCUCCUCUUCCUCGCUUAAUGAAUGUGUUCAGUCAAGUGGCAGCGCAUGGGGCUCAUCCUCCUCCUCUCAGGUGGAGGCGGGGCUAGGAUCAGCAGCAUUUUACAAUUCCAAAGUCUCCCAUCUUCUUCCUGGGCCUCAGGAGAGCCCUGUGGGUGGCAGCAGCAGCAGCAGCAGUGUCUCUGGUGCCAACUUCAACCCCAACGUGAACCCCUCCGCCUGGCCCGCCCUGGUGCAGGGUGGGACGUCAACUACGGCCAGCGAAGGCCUUCCGCUACACUCGUCCAUCACUUCAGCUUCCUCGUUCUCUGCCAGCACCACACCCAUCACCACUCACUCUCUUUCAUCUGUGAAUCAAACUGGUCUCCAUCAGCAGCACACUGAGACAGCUGUGGGAGAACAGCAGCAGCACUUAGGAAACGUAGGGCCAGAGAUGGGUUCAGGUGGGGGAGCAAGAGGACCAAAUCAAGAAGGCGGUGAUGAGAGGGACUGUGCUAGUGUUGAAGGAGAAGGGAGCGGCAAUCUUUCCGUCUCUUCGUCUUCCUCCUCUGCCGCCUCUUCUUCUUGGAGAUCCAUGCCUCCAGUGUCGGCUGACCUGUGUGCGGGUGCCUCACAGGCAGACGGGUGGGGUGGGGGAGAGACCGGAGCUCAGGGGCAGGAAGGGAAUGUGUGGGGAUUUGGAAGCCAGGGUGACAAGGCUGGGUGGGUUAGGGGAAAUGAUGGUAGCUCAAAUACCCCAGUGGUAUCUCAGGGAGCGUGGGAAGGAGGCAGUUCAGAAGCAGAGUGGGGUGGCACAGCGGGAGGUGUAAGUUCGAGUAACUUAGCAAUAGGAAGUGGAAGAGGAGGAGAUGGGAGCAGCAACAGCAGCAGCAGUGGAGGCAGUGGAGGUAUUGGCGGCAGCGUCUUACAGGACUCUGCCUCACCAAAGUUUGCAACUAUGACAAAAGCUUGGGACAAUCAGAAAGGGAUGGAAAGUGGGGAUGGGGCAGUUGGUGAGUGGGGUGCAGGAGGAGGAGGGCAGGGUGGAGGCACUGGAGGUGGGGCACCUUCAUCCUCUAGUGGGGGAGGGUCCAUAGCUGGAAGUGGCGGAGGAGGAAGUGACAGCGGACAUAAGCAGAAGCGAGCAUCAUCCGGAAACCAACCAUCGUCCGACCAGACCUCCAAUGCUGAUGUGGCCUUACUCAGCAUGCUCAAUCGAUCUGACCUGGAUCCCAGGGUUCUGUCUAACACGGGCUGGGGGCAGACCCAGAUUCGACAGAACGUGGCGUGGGACCUGGACGCAACAACAGGAGCAAGAAACAGGAAUGAAAGAAGCACUUCAUCUUCCUCUGCAUUCUCAUCAGCAACCAUGAACACUACCACUAGUCGCGGUCCUGGGUACCCAUCUAACAGCGGUUCAAUAACUAAUGAUCCAUCUGCUGGCAGUCACACGAGCAGCCUGAACUCUGGCCCUGUUACAGCGAGGGAUGGCUGGGAUGGUGGUGCAUCACAGUCCACCUGUGGGCCUCACAUGCCUGGUAGGAAGCCAGGAGCGCCAGAAGAGGAUAUGGAGAGCAACCAGGGGAAGGCAGCUGGAGGCUGGGGUGACCACCCACCUGAAAACCCAGGCAAAGCAUGGGGGAGUGAAGAAAAAAAAUGGGGUGAUCACAGAGGAGGAAACUGGAGAAACUUUGGAGAACAGGGUAGUGGGUGGGGAGAUGGUGCAGAUGAUAAAGGGACAGGGGGAUGGAAGGGGAGUGGAAGAGGGGAGGCAGGUGGUUGGGGAGGAGACUGGGGACAGAGAGACUCUAUACCUGGAGACGGGCGAAGCAGAGGUAACUUGGAUGAGAAGGGAUCUUCCUGGGGUAAUUUGGAUGAAGGGGGAUCUCAGCGAUGGGGAGGGGGAGAUGUGGGUGGAGGCAAAUCCCACCAGGACUGGGGGACUUCCAAGCCCCACACAGCAGCAGCACAGAUACCAAACAGCCAAGUGGCACCAAUGAAAGCCCCAAAUCAACAGCAGCACCAAUCACAGGGCCAGCAGCCACAAGGAGGUCCCGUUCAAGGAGGGUGGAACAGCCGGUCCAACGUUGGAGGUGGAGGUCCACCAUCCAAGAAUCAGAACCAAAGUUCGGGCUGGACCUCUGGCCCGAUCCCCCAAAUCUCUGGGGGCGGGGGUGACUCCCUGGAGCCCAGUGGCUGGGAAGAACCCUCCCCUCAGUCCAUCAGUCGCAAAAUGGAAAUCGAUGAUGGCACUUCGGCCUGGGGAGACCCAACGCGCCACAAAAGCAAGAAUGUGAAUUUGUGGGACAAAAACAGUGUUACACCUGGCCAAAGCCACAGUCAGCAGGCCCCACCACCAUCCAUCCAACAACCACCAAGAAGGCAGCAGGGGAUGCAACACAGCAGGGACACAAACCCUGGCAAUGCUGCAGUGGGUCCAGGCAUGUGGGGAGGAGGUGCACAAUCUGUGGAUAAUGGUACGGCUGCCUGGGGCCAGUCACCAGAUGCAGCAACAGGUUGGGGUGAUCAAGAUGAACCGGCGAAAGCAUCUGGCUGGGGCAACCCUUCACACAACCCUGGUAAAUCUGGCUCCAAGUCAAUGGAGAGCUGGGGUGGGAAGGGAGAGGGCUCUGUUGCAGCCUCCCGUCACCCCAGCUGGGAUGAGGAUGAUGACGGUGGUGGAGGGGUCUGGAACAGCACUGGCUCCCAGGGAAGCAGCUCCUCCUUCAACUCUGGAGGCUGGGGUCAGACUCAUGGAGGAAAGAGAGGAAACAUCAAGAGUGGAGGAGGGGACAGCUGGAUGAACCCAGUGUCGCGCCAGUUUUCAAACAUGGGUCUUCUGGGUGAUGACCCAAGUCUUGACAAAAAGAUGGAAGGAGACAAAAGAGGAAUAACUGACUAUAAUGGAGAGAUGCGGAGGGGAGGAAGAGGUGGAGGUUACCGCAUGCCUAGUUCCAAAGACAUGGGUCCUGUUGACAUGGGGCCCUAUGGUGAAAAGAUGGGUGGCCAUGGGGUGUUUGUUGGCAGUGGCGGAGGGAUGCCUCAGCCUCGGGGGAUGCACCAGCCUGGCAUGCAUCCAAUGAACCCCUCCCAGGGGUUACGUGCUCAAGUGCCUCAUCAGUUCCUGUCUGCUCAGGUGCCGGGUCCUAUGCUGAAGCAGAUGCCCUCUCCUGGUGGCAGCGUGGGUGGAGUGGUUGGAGGAGUAGGAGGUGUUGGUGGCGUCGGAAGUGUCGGUGGGGUCGGCGGGGUCGGUGGUGUUGGCGGAGGAGUGUUCCCUCCUCAGAUUUCCCCACAGCAGCUUGCUAUGCUCAGCAACAUUUACCCCCACAUGCAGCAGUUUCAUCUGGCUUGUCAACUCCUGCUCCAACAGCAGCAACAGCAGCAGCAACAACAGCAGCUCCUGCAGAACCAGAGGAAGUUCCCUCAGCCUCAGCCGCUCAGACAGCAGCCAGACCCACAGCAGCUGGCAAGGAUUAUGGCUAUUCUGCAGCAGCAGAGACAGCAUCAGCAGGGUGGAGUUGGAGGAGCAGCAGGAGGAGGGAGCUCCAAACUGUCCCCCUCUCACCUGGGAGGAGGCCUAUCCAAACAGCCCAUGGUGGACCCCCUUCCACAUCCUGGAAUGGGGGGACCCUUAUCAGACCUUCAUGCCAAAACACAAGGGAUGUACUCUGGUCUUGCCCCUGGUGGUAACCUGUCAGGACUGGAGCUCAGUCCCAUGAUGGGAGGGAUGAAGGACACAGGAGGACAGCAAUCCCGCUUCAAAUGGAUGAUGGAGGGACACUCCCCCGCUCCAUCUCCCCCUGACACAGCCCUUCACAAGAAUGGCCCUUUACCCAGUGCUAUAAAGGUUAGAGGAGGAUCCCCUUACUCCCAGUAUGAAAUGCUGGGCAGUGAUGGUUUGGGGAUCCCUCCUCAAGGCUCUGCAGACAACUGGCACCGGACCCCUGGGAGUAAAAUGGGGAACAAACCUGCCACAUCCAGCUGGCCUCCAGAGUUCCAGCCCGGUGUGCCCUGGAAGGGAAUCCAGAGCAGUGGAGACCCAGAGUCUGACCCCUACAUGACCCCUGGUAGUGUUCUUGGCUCCCCAGGACCCCCGAGCCUCAGCGACUCUGACCACCAGUUACUGCGAGACAACAUAGGGCCAAACCCCUCCCUCAACACCUCGCUGCCUUCACCAGGUGCCUGGCCCUACAGUGCCUCAGACAGCCCCCUCAGCAAUGCACACAGCACAGGAAAGUACUCGGAGUACAAGCCCAGCUGGCCCCCAGAGCCCAUCGGACAAAACAAGUUGUGGAAGACCAAUCGCAACAGCUCACAGCUGCCGCGCCCCCCUCCAGGCUUAACCAAUCAGAAGCAGGCCUCGCCCUCCCCCUGGGGUAGCGGAGGCCCACGGUUGGCCCGGAGCUGGGGAGGGGGCGGGAUGAAUCAAGAGUCAAGAUUUGGGCCAGGCUCAGCUUGGAGUGAUGGCGUUGCCUCCAGAGGCAGCUGCUGGUUGCUGCUGAGCAACCUGACCCCUCAGAUUGAUGGCUCCACGCUGAGAACUAUCUGCAUGCAGCAUGGACCCCUGCUGACCUUCCACCUUGGCCUGACCCAGGGCAGCGCUCUGAUUCGCUACAGCAGCCGGCAGGAAGCAGCCAAGGCCCAGGGUGCACUGCACAUGUGUGUUCUGGGCAACACCACAAUCCUGGCGGAGUUCGUGAGUGAGGAAGAAGUUGCUCGCUAUUUUGCACAUUCCCAGGCCGGAGGGGCAGAGGGGGCCAGCUCAGGAGGGUCAGCAGCCAGUGGGACGCAGGGUUCAUCUGCAGCAGGCACAGCUGUGGCCAGCAGUGGAGGUAGCUCCCCGGGGAAUGAGCGGGCAGCGGCGGGCACAACUUCAGGCGGAAAUGGAAACAGCGGAGGAGGUGGAGGUGGAGGAGGAGGAGGAGGUGGUGAAAGUGGAACGGCGGUUCUAGGUAGUGUGAGGUCCUCCGGCUCUGCCUGGCAGAGUCUCGAUGGUACAGGCAGUUCUUCAGAAGUGCCCUCAGCCCAAGGACCCGGGCUGGGGAUAUUUUCCCAGUGGAGCACCAACGGGGCAGGAGAGGGAGCAGGUGUCGGGGGAGUAGACUCUGGGAGGUCUGGGCUCUGGGGGGGCAUGACUGCGGGAUACCCCAGCAGCAGCCUGUGGGGAGCACCGCAAAUGGAGGAAAGGCACCAAAUGGACAGCCCUGCCGCAUUGUUGCCUGGCGACCUGCUGGGGGGAGGCGCUGACUCCAUCUGAGCCCCCUCCAUUUGUAUGUGUAGAUUUGGACACACUGAUACAAAAAUACACUGGGAUACAUAUGUACUUACUAUAGCACACACACACACACAAACACAUCUACAUGGUAUGCAUAUAAAUGUAAUACACAUAUACACACAUGUGCAUCCAUGCAUAUUAAUGUGCACACACAUCAAGCAGAAAUGUGAGACAUGCUUACACACAUUCUCGUGGCCAGACUUAAGCUAUUAUAUAAACAAAUGCAGGGACUGUUAGAUGUGUAUACAGCCUUUUUCCACAGAUGAAGAUUUCAACUGCUUAGACUUGAAACCUGAAAAAGAAUGAAAAGUCAGUUGGUCUCAAAGACUUGACUGGAUUGCAAUGUGCUUAGUAAAUAGGGGACUUUUCAACAGAUUUACAUACACAUGCACACACCAAAUACAGACAAGCCUUCAGACAGAUGGGCACUGUAAACAGCAUUACCUUCAUCGUAUAAGAGAACUUAAACUACUACAUGAUGUGAGGUUAAAGUGCAGUUUGUAUUCACGUCCCCUUAAAAAACGGAGACCGAAUCCAAACACAUGCAAACAGCUCUGAUUGAAAACAGAACUGUAUCUUACUGUGUAUGUUAAGUUUGUUUUUUUCUGUUUGUUUGUAUGUAUGGUUUUAAUUUUUUGAACAGUGAAAAUAUUGAAAAAUGUCAUUGUUCUGUUUUCAAAAAUGCUGACCUCCUACUGUUGUAUCUCACGCACUCUUUCUCUGUUAUUCUCUCUUGAACAUGUUUGUUACUGUUGCAGUGAUAAAUGUUAAAUUGCUGGCAGUUUGAGGCUACGUUGCAUUUCUCCAUGUGUCGACACUGUGCGAGGUGUUGUACACACUAUAUGGACAUGAGUAUGAGUGAGACUGAGACCAAGUAAGUGGAUUAAACCACCACAGUUGUUGUGUGUGUGUGUGUGUGUGAGUGUGAGGAUAAUGUGUGUGUGCAUGUUACUGCCUGUCAUAAUGUGGGCAAGGCUGCUUACUAUACAGAAGGUCUAUACAAAAAUGUUUUGAGUGCAUUCGGUAUACUGCUGACUGUGUGUUAAGAAAUAUUGGCACUAAUGCUUUUUUUCUCUCAUUUGAAGUUGUUUUUUUUUUUUAGCAGACUUGUCUUUUUUAUUGUCCGACCUGCAAUAAUAAAAAAGAACAUUUUAAUGACACAAAGAGCUGAAGGCAUAUGCGUGGAGAAAAUGGACAUGCCAAAUCUUAUCAAACUGUGUGGAGUGGGAGGGAGGGGUGGGACGGGUUGUUUACAGAUGCAGAGUAAGAGUUACCGUACGUUUUUAAUGUUCUGUUGUUGUGUAUUCGUUUUAAAUUAAGACAGGCUUUAACACUCCUGUUCAGUGUUUUCGUUAUGAGAUUUUACAAAGGAAAAAUUUAUUUAAACAAAUGAGAACAAGAUUAAUAAAGAUGAAAGUAUUGGCUUCUAAA